Messenger RNA from Synchytrium microbalum, 2229 nucleotides. RefSeq lists its product as uncharacterized. The record is from RefSeq and is a predicted model, not a curated record. Gene Ontology annotation, molecular function: protein binding; protein serine/threonine/tyrosine kinase activity; protein serine/threonine kinase activity. The transcript has 17 exons. NCBI's taxonomy places the organism in Eukaryota, Fungi, Chytridiomycota, Chytridiomycetes, Synchytriales, Synchytriaceae. Gene Ontology annotation, cellular component: kinetochore; nucleus; spindle. Gene Ontology annotation, biological process: mitotic spindle assembly checkpoint signaling; protein localization to kinetochore; peptidyl-serine phosphorylation. Bases 1 to 2229 code for a protein of 742 amino acids.
AUGCUGUCAGCGGUUGGAGCUCAGGAGCAAGUGCCGUCCAAGGAGUGGACGUGUUUGCAAUGGAAGCAACAUAUUAAUUCACAAUUACUAAGGGGCACUACCAAAUCCGAUGUCCUCGCAAUCUACGAAAAGGCCAUUUCAACUAUCGAUGUCGACAAACACAAGAACGAAGUCGAACUCGUAGAUCUGUAUCUUGGUUAUGUUCAGAUUCAAAAUGAAGCAAAUGUCGACCCAUCAAAGACUAGAGCAACUCUUAAAUUAAUGACUCGCUAUUGGCCUACGAAUCCAUCUAUUUACACUACUUGGGCUAAUUUCGAGUUGGUCAAAGAUCAAAAACGACCGGCUACAUCAAACGAUAAGAGGGACAUGAAAUUAUUAGAUCCCUUUCGUGAUAAAGAAGGUGCUCAACAACCAAGAUUGGAUUCUCCUCUUUCAUCUUCCAAGAAUGAAUCCCAGGCUCAAACACCACUUCUCAAAACUCCAAGCCCAGAACAGGGAGUAGAUAAGAAUUCCAUGUCAAGUAGAGCUGGUCCUCGCCGAUUUGGAAUGGCUGGCGGUGCUCAACGUCCUCCCAUGCGAAUAUCAGACGGAAGCAGCCGAGGGUCUGAACUAGAAGAUGAAUCUGAAGACAAGAGUAGAGAUGGCGAUGAUUCGUUUGAGCAGCCACCUACAAUACGUGCUCGACCCAUCAAGAAGGUGGCUGUAGUUAAUGGUGUUGUGGAGGAAAAGCAGAAGGAGAAGGACGUCGUGCCAGAAGAACUCUUACCACAGGACAUAUUGAAAGACUACACUCUGCGUCAAGAAGUAAAGACUUCCAGACCUCCUCCUAAAGCAAAGACUCUUAGCCCUCCUCCUCUUGUUGCUGCUAACGCUGAAGAGCUAGAGGAUGAGGAUAUGAUGGUUGAUACUACUACCAUGAUGUUGACAAGUAGACAUGUUGGACCUGAGAAUUGGAACAGAGCAACUUCAACAGCUCCUGUACCACCAUUUUAUAUGCAAACACCACGAGCUGCUGUACCGCCAAUACCAACACCACCUAAGGAGACUGAUUUGUUACCAUCUCGACAGUCGUUGGCAGAGAAUGUUCGGCCUUUAGUUCCGCCACCUCUUCCGACUUUCGGCAGUGAUGUCUCUAUGCAUCGUGCUUUGGAAUCCAUGGAAAUACAGUCGCCGUUAGCAGCUGCCAAACCAUCAUUCAAAUUGUAUAAUCCUGCUGGAGCCAUGACACCCAAGACUGGCAUCGAGGUCAACCACACUACCUACCGCAAGAUUGAACUAAUCGGACGCGGCGGAAGCUCAAAAGUUUACAAGAUUAUGAAUGAUGCUGGCAAGCUCUAUGCUCUGAAAAAGGUCAACGUGCGAGGGCUGGAGGCCGAUGCCGUUGAAGAUUACAUGAAUGAGAUUGCCCUCCUGCAGCGAUUGAAGAAUAACUCGAGGAUUAUACACUUGUAUGAUUCUGAAGUGAAUUUAGAGAGAGGUGUUAUACUGAUGGUCCUUGAGUAUGGAGAGAUUGAUUUGGCACAUUUGUUGAUGAAGGAUCAAGGAAAGUUGAGCAGGAACUUUAUACGGUUGUAUUGGGAGGAGAUGUUGGAGGCAGUCAACUCGCUACAUGCUGAAAACAUCAUACAUAGUGAUUUGAAACCUGCGAACUUUCUGAUGGUCCAAGGUGGACUGAAGCUCAUUGACUUUGGAAUUGCAAAACACAUACCUAAUGAUACAACUAAUAUACAUCGUGAUCAUCAGACUGGGACCCUGAAUUACAUGUCUCCUGAAGCCAUAACAUAUGUUGAUUCUGGUCCAGGAGUCAAGAAGCCUUCACUCAAGCUGGGACGCUCAAGCGAUGUAUGGUCGUUAGGGUGCAUUCUCUACCAAUUUGUAUUUGGACGAACACCCUUCUCCCAUCUACCCAUGAUGACCAAACUACAGUCGAUUGUGGAUGUGAAUCAGCCAAUAUACUAUCCACCAUUGGAUGAUGAAGCCUUGCUGGAUGCUAUUAAAGGCUGCUUGAAACGAAAUCCGAAAGAAAGGCUGACGAUUGAUGAAUUGUUGAAGCAUCCCUUCUUGCAUCCAAGAGGUGAUACUGUUGAAAUGACACCGCAACUCAUUCGAGACAUUCUGGACGCUGUUAACCAAGUUCGGCCUUUACAACCCCUCUCGCUGGGAAAGGCAGCUCAGAUUCUUUAUAAACAAGCUCGAAUAGGAGUGAAGCUGGACUUGACCAGACCAUGA